CCCGUGCGGUGAUGGCGAGGAAACCCCGUUGACAAGGCACUGCUUUUUCAUGACGCCCAGCUGUUGCAACAACGAAAGGGUGUUAAAUGACUGAGUCCAUGCUUCGUGCUGGAAAUCUGUGUCAUGGAUGAUGAUGACGAUCGCCGUCUUCUGGAUAUUUUAGGAGAUGUAGAUGCACUGAAUGACUAUCUCCAUGGCAGCAACAGCAAGUCUAUUGAGGAGGAUGAUGUAACAAAUGCAGCUUAUGGGUCUGAUGGAUCCCUCUUUGGUAACGACACAGCUGGCUCCAACACUGGCCUCAAAGAUGGCUCUUCUACAAUGGGUGAAUUUGGCGAGGAUUCAGCAGGGGCAGGCCUCCAGCUCUCUAGCAGCCUCUCAUUUAUUGAGGAUGAACUGGGGCCUGGAACCUCUCCUGGAGGGGUGGAUCUUGGGGGAGAGGACCAGCCCUUUGACAUCCUUCAGAAGUCCCUCCUGGAGGCCGAUAUCACCGAGCAAACCCUGGCCCAGGAAGCCUUACUGGACUCGCAGCCUGCUCCCACUCUAGUGCAGGCUCCUGUUCCCUUCUCCUCCCAGCUGGUCUCAGGGGGCUAUGGAGGAGGGGUGGGUGUGGUGACAACGGCGGCAACUACAUUCUCUUCAGGCCAGUUCCUGCAAGGAAUGUCCUCAUUGCCCAAUGGUUCUGCUCAGCCAAUCCAGGUAUUGGGUUCCUUUGGCACAGGUGGUGGAGUGAUGACUCUGAGCAGUUUAGAAAGAACACCACAGAUCGUGCUAAGGCCAGGGGUCUCUGUAGCUCCAGCAGGGACAACAACAGGGGGGCAGGUGUUUGCUCCCACCCAAGGGCAGGUAGGCCAAGUUGGCUUACCUUUCAAAAAUAUCCCCCUUCAAAAUAUCAUCAUACAGAGAGGCCCAGGAGGGGCCCAGACUCUCGUCAGACCAAUCCAGCCUAAGCCCCUCCAAACUGGGUCUCAGACUGUCUACAGCCUUGGUCUUCAGCCCACUUCUGCCACCAUGGCUAAUGUAGUGAAUGCUAACACUGCUGCUCCUGCAGGACAGUAUACAGCUAAUGGCUCCAUUGUAGUACAGCCACCCCUGGAGCAGCAACAAGCACCUACACUGACAAAUAUACCACCUGGACAGUUCUUGCUACCCAGCUCUUUGGCACUCACCCCAUCAAGCACCAUCCACAAUGGCCCCAUCACCCCCAACUCAAAUUCCCUAAUUACCAGUCAAAACACAGUGCAGAUCGUUGCGGCGCAGAACUUCACCACACCAACAGUGGGUCAGCUAAUUUUGAAUCAGGGAGUAGUGAGUGGGAGUCAGGUUGGAGGAGGUGUAGCUCAGAUGUGGACUGGAGUUUCUUGUGCGAACUCCACUCCUGUGCAGACAUCGAGCGCUGCUGGGCGACUGACUCUGGUUGGCCCAGCUACAGCCGGGAUCUGCAAUCAAAGUCAAGCGUCAACUAGUCCCGUGCAGCGCCUUCUAGUGACUCAAAGCCAGAACUGUACUUCUCUGUCCUCUUUACCUGGUAAUGUGACUCAGCAACAAGACUACAGACAGAAUUCGUCGUCACCUGCCCUCAAACAAGCACAUGUCAGCAGCAUCCACGCAAUCAAACCCUUGAAUCUGGAUUCGACGCUAAACUCUGAGGUCAGUGCACAGAAGAGGCCUAUCCUUCCCACACUUACAAAAGGAGAAAUGAUUUUACAGCAGCUAAGGAAGGAUCACGCUGCAGUUCAGAUCCCAGAUCGACGUCGAUUUUCUUCAGUUGACGACACACUCCUAAGACUCCUCCCGUACCAUGUGUUCCAGGGGGCUCCGCCCAGCCCAGAUGAGUUCUCCCAGGUGGAUGAGGAAUUUGAAGUAGUUGCAACUCAGGUGCUGAAGAGAACGCAGGCGAUGGUCAGCAAAUACAGACGACUGCUGAUGGUGGAAGCUGAGCGUUCCAGUCCAUCAUCAGAAAUGGUGAUGAUUGACAGGACUUUCAACCAAGAGGAGCGCAGCACCUUGACGCAAGACAAACGAAUGGUACUUGUGGACCCAGACAAUUUCUUGGAGGACUUCUGUUGUGGGACGAAAUCCAGACUUUUCCAAGACCCCACCCCGCCUCAGCCUGUAUCCAGCUGUAAUUUGAAUGAGUCAGAACAAGGCUCUCCGGAGCCACCAUACAGGACAGACUCCCAGCCUGGUUAUGGAGACCCAGGAGGGAGUGAGCCUGUAGGAUCUGGUUCAACAGAGAGACUCCACCCACCACACUUAGAAAACAAGACCAUGCUGGAACUGAAAAGAUCCCAGCAGCUCUACGGACCCAGCGGCAUCAGCAACAACAGCCUCAUUGCUGCCAACAGUUGCUCCCAUGCGUUUAGAAGAAGAGAAUACUGUCAGCAGUUUAAAUGACCCAGGAGGGUCGUUGAUUGUACGUAUCUUUGUCUGCCUUUUGCAUAUAAUUAUAUAUGGAUCAUAUCUUUCUGUCUAUGCUUUACUACCUUGAUGUGUGUGUGUGCGUGUGUGUGUGUUAGUUAAUUGACAACCAUACAUGCUAGUUUCCUGUAGUUUGGUAGUGUGAUUACCAUACUUUUGACUUUAUUGCCAGUCAUUUUCUUAGUUCCCCAGGAUAGUUUUCUUUUUAAGCAUUUUUCACACUUCCUCUCUUUUCCCUCUCAGCAGCACAACCAAAAUGAAUAGGAGGGACUGUGUUCUCAUCCAGAAUCAUCCACUAGUGUUUCCUCUGAACUUAGAAUGAUUACAUUUCUGGCUUUCUGGUUCUGUUUUUGCAGUAACAACAUAAGACAAAAGGUUUGAUUAAAUGCUUUCGGGGUUGAUUCUGGACGGCACCGCCUUUCUCCUAUGAACAUGUCUGUGAAAUAUGCUUGUUAAUAGGCUGCACAAACAGACUGAGGGCCUUUCAUAUGCGAUGAUAGAGAACCCCCCUUUUUUUAUUUUGAGUGCCAGUGGCAAUGGCAGCCUGCCUGCACCUCUGCCUCAGCCCUUGCACUCCAAUAAAACUGGGCUCUGCGCUUUGAAAGUAAAUCUCAAAAGACAAGUGAGGGUCAAGUGAGAUGUUGCGUAUGCUCCUCCAAGUGAUUGUUGCAAGAUUUUGUGCCUCUAUAGCACUUACAUCUACAAGGAUGUUCAUUUUAGGCUUUGAAAGCAGGAACAUGCCCAGUGUUGGUAAAACAUUGUGCUACCAGAAUGCACACCAUGGUCUUGAGGGGCUGCUAGGAACAUACUGUGCUUUCUCUCACCUAUUAUAUUAUGUAUAUAUAUUAUGUGAAACAGACAAGCAAAAAGCUGGGCCAUCAGAGAUGUUUUUCUGCCUUCAUGUUCACUGUUGUUCUGUCCCACUUGAUUUAUAUAGUUUUUUUUUUUUUGUAUAAAAAUGAAAAGUUAGAAACAAAAUAUUUAUAAUUUUUGUACGAAGAAAAAGAAUGUAAA
This is a messenger RNA of Archocentrus centrarchus (flier cichlid), 3432 nucleotides long. It is a transcript of the gene bicral, whose product is annotated as BICRA like chromatin remodeling complex associated protein. The record is from RefSeq and is a predicted model, not a curated record. Gene Ontology annotation, cellular component: SWI/SNF complex. Gene Ontology annotation, biological process: positive regulation of DNA-templated transcription. The transcript has 14 exons. Lineage: Eukaryota; Metazoa; Chordata; Actinopteri; Cichliformes; Cichlidae. Bases 124 to 2394 code for a protein of 756 amino acids.